Acanthosepion pharaonis is the source of this 1464-nucleotide messenger RNA. NCBI's taxonomy places the organism in Eukaryota, Metazoa, Mollusca, Cephalopoda, Sepiida, Sepiidae. The record is from the annotation of a GenBank genome assembly.
AUGCUUCUUCUACAUUUUUCUUCUUCUUUGACUAUUUUUCCUUUUCUUUACUCUCUUCAUGUUUCUUCUUUUAUUUUUUACAUUCCCCCCUGCUCCUCCCCUUCAUAUUCUCUAUUAACAUCCGUUGUCUUAUUACUUACCUCUUCUACGAUUUCUUCUUCUUCUCCUUCUUCUUGUUCUUCUUCUUCUUCUCCUCCUUCUUCUUCUUCUUCUUCUUCUUCUUAUUAUUAUUAUUAUUAUUAUUAUUAUUUCUUCCUCUUUUAUAAACAUUUUUUUCCUUUAUUCUUCUGCAUCCAUCUUCUAUCGACAUCCUCUUUUGCUUAUUAUUAUUGUCCACUCACUACUUCUUUCCAUCAUUUCUCAUUCAUUGAUAACAGAUUUCAUCAUUCCAGUCUCUUCCUUCAUUUAAUUUCUCUCUCUCUUUCUCUCACUUUCUCUCUCUCUUUCUCUCUCUCUCUCUUUCUCUCUCUUUAUCCAUUCUUCAUUUUGCUCACUCGUUCUCCUUUCUUUCUCUUUGCCCUUCCUUCUUUUACGUCUUCUUCAAUACUUCUUUCUUUCUUUGUCGUUUUUCUUUCACUCUUCUUCCUAAUUUCGUCUUCUUCAUUUCUUCUUUUCUUUUAUCUUUCUUUGUUCUUUCUCUUUACUCUUCUUUCUUUUAAGUCUUCUUCACUAAUUCAUUCUUUCAUUGUCUUUUUUUCACAAAUUCCUUCUUCCUUUCUUUUAAAUUUGUUUUUCUUUUUCUUACAUGUUUCUUUCGUUUAUGUCGUCUUCUUCUUUAAUUCUUUCUUACUCUCAUUUAUCUUAGUUUUUACUCAAAUCGAUACCAUUUUUUUUCUUCUAACAGUGUCACUUCUUCGAGAAAAAUAUUUCUUUCUUUCUUUCCUUCUUUCUUUUUUCUUUCUUUCUUUUCUUCUGUCUUUCUUUUUUCUUUUUUUCUUUUCUUCUGUCUUUCUUUAUUUUUUUCUUUCUUUUCAUUCUUUCUUUUUUCUUUCUUUCUAUUCUUUUACCUUUCUUCUUUCUUUCUUUUUCUUUCUUUUCUUUUGCCUUUCUUCUUUCUUUCUUUUUUCUUUCUUUCUUUUCUUUUGCCUUUCUUCUUUCUUUCUUUUUUCUUUCUUUCUUUUCUUUUGCCUUUCUUCUUUCUUUCUUUUUUCUUUCUUUUCUUCUUUCUUUUGUUUCUUUCUUUUUCAUUUUUUCUUUUUUCUUUCUUUCUAUUAUUUUACCUUUCUUCUUUCUUUCUUUUUCUUUCUUACUUUUCUUUUGCCUUUCUUCUUUCUUUCUUUUUUCUUUCUUUCUUUUCUUUUGCCUUUCUUCUUUCUUUCUUUUUUCUUUCUUUCUUUUCUUUUGCCUUUCUUCUUUCUUUCUUUUUUAUUCUUUUCUUCUUUCUUUCUUUCUUUCUUCCUUUCUUUUCUACUUUUUCGUUUUCUUUCUGUUCUUCUUUCUUUUUUUCUUUCUUUCUUUCUUUGA